AUGACUUCAACUGAACAACCAAAUUUAGACAACAUGUCACCAGAAGACAGAAAGGCUUACGAAAAGUAUGGCGGUAGAUUACCAAAGCAAUCAGCUUUAUUGGCAAAGAAAGAUAAGAAAUUCUUUGAUAGCGCAGAUUGGGCAAAGAGCCAACAUGAAGCAAAGGGAACUACAACCCCUUCAGAAACUCCAAUCAAGGAAUAA
Cavenderia fasciculata is the source of this 204-nucleotide messenger RNA. RefSeq lists its product as uncharacterized. The record is from RefSeq and is a predicted model, not a curated record. The coding region runs from base 1 to 204 and encodes 67 amino acids. The transcript has 3 exons. Lineage: Eukaryota; Evosea; Eumycetozoa; Acytosteliales; Cavenderiaceae.